Messenger RNA from Planococcus citri (citrus mealybug), 4546 nucleotides. RefSeq lists its product as uncharacterized. Lineage: Eukaryota; Metazoa; Arthropoda; Insecta; Hemiptera; Pseudococcidae. The record is from RefSeq and is a predicted model, not a curated record. The transcript has 3 exons. The coding region runs from base 1682 to 4546 and encodes 954 amino acids.
CCGAAAAUUUAUUUUGUUUUGUAAUAUUUUCAUCAUUUUUUAGCCUCAAAUUCGAAACUUUUCCAGUUAUUUCAUCAUUUUCCAGCUCUAAAUCACUCGCUGAACAUUUCACAAACAGCUGAUGCUUGUGGCGUGAUUAUUUCAAGUGUUACGGAUAUUUUAGAUGGUAUUUAGAUUGAUAAAACAAUAAAUGAUGGAUCAUCGACGACAUCCGACUAAAUACGAAUUGAAGGAUAUCAAUACAACAGCAGAUUGGAUGGCACACGCAAACAGAUGCCGGAUACCACAAUGGAGAUGCCCGUAUCGAUUCUGCAAGUAUGAAAAAGGACGUCUCCAGCAUUUGAGAAAUUGCCAAUUUAGUAGCAGAAAUUGUUAUACUUGCUGGGAAGUGGGAUAUGUUCUAACUAUGCAUGCCAGAUAUUGUAAAAGAUCCAUAUGCCGGGUACCAAAUUGUUCCACUUUCAGACAGCGUAUGUUUACUAUAGCAAGUGCAGCUUGAAUAUUGUUAUUGAAAGAGUGAAAACUGAAAGUUUCUAGAUCGCUUAUGAUUUAAGGGUCGGGUGUUUCAUUUAAUCACGUUUCCUAUUAUGUUUUAAUUAUAUGUGUAUGUUUUUUCGUCCAUAAUUAAGUCUUAUUCGAUGUUUUUUUAAAUUUAAGCUAAAGUCUUAUCAAGAUUCGUUGAAAUAAACUGUGUACCGGUAGGUCGUGCGCCCGCAGCUACCACCAUAAGUGGAAGUUGUGAGCCCACAUACGUAGCAUCGCGCAGCUCCAUUAGCGGCGCGAUCUAGCAGUGUAGUUCGAGGAAGCUUCACCGCUCGGAUGCUGUGAAAGCAGCAUCAGUAUGUUUUUCGUUAGCUUUGCUACACAACGUUGAGACUGAAUACCUGCUAUGCAGAUGAGUAGGCUCAACUUAGGGACUUGUUUUUAUACUGUAGUAAUCGUGUCUUUACUCAUUCGCUUGUAUAUUUCGUGUAGUCUUAUUAACAUUGUAAUAGAGCAGAUUAUCGUAGAGAAGCUGUCUCUGACUCACGUAAUAAAGCGUCUUAAAGUACCUAAGGUAUCAACUUAUUUGUGUCGCGUUCGUUCUACGAUCUUAGCAGCUGUACCUCAGCCUUGGCCUAGUAUAAGAGUGUUUCCCGACAUUCUUCCCUCGUCGAAGAAGUUACCCCUAUUCGUCAUCAUAAGUAGCUUCUUCGAUAUAUGUAGCAGUUAGUCCACCCAAGUGGCUAGUGCGGUAACACCCCACACUACUACAUUUGGCGCCCAAUAUCGUGGUUCCUAUACCAAUUGUUACGAAAAGGAGAAUUUGGAGCGGUUCACCGAUCUCAGAUUCUUCAAAAAGUCGCGUAAACCGUUGGGAAAAGUGUAGUUUUCAUCGAAACCCGGCGAAAAUCAAGCUUUUCAUCGUCAAUGUGGCGACGACACCUUUGUACGAAUUGGCCCAGUGCAAGGAAGAGAUCAACCUGGCGAUCUAUAUUUGUGUUUUAAUACGUAAGAUUUUCUAUUUUUUAUUUGUAUAUGUGAAGGUAUAAAUUUUGAACAUUAAUUUAUGCCAAAAUUUGUGUAUUUCGCCGUAACGUGGAAAUUUUUGUGCCAAGUUGUGCGGGUUCGUCGUGUGUAAAAAACGAGCACAGUUCGACAGGCUCGCGUAACGGUUUUCAGCGACGUCAUCGUAGACUAUAUGUGUAAAGUUGCUUACCUGAAAAAGACAAAUUACGAAUUAGAAUCGUUGACCGAAUUAGAACUCGCGUUCGUGAAUUUAGAAAAUGACCUGAGAUUUUCCGGCUAUACAAUGGAAGAAGAAAACGUGAUUCCUCCGUCCGAUUCUAGUGGUCGUCGAGGUAGCUUCCCAUUGGCUAGUAGAUUCAACGAACAGCAUCCUGAAAGAGAAAGAAGAUCGAGUGUUGGCAUUUACACAUACGUAUCUGACGAAAAUUCAGAAGAAGGAGAGCAAGCGGAACCUAACGUACCUCGUAAAUCUAUACGUAACGCUGCGAAAGAAGCCGAUCUCCGACGUCGUGAAAUGCUCAAAAUUAAGAAGACACCGAUUGCUAAAAAGAAAUCUGAAAAGAAAAAAGAUCCGUUAGGUGAACGUAUAAGUAGAAAUUUAUACGAUGUCAACUUCGAGAAUAAUAAACCAUCUUCGAAGUAUACCAACCUGGAAUACGAACGGCUGCUACAAGAAGGUACUCUGGAUUUCUUAAAAAGCGGUCCAGUCGAGCCUGAAGUGAUCUCCGACGGAAAUGAUCAGUGUACCAGUCAUCUACGUCGAUUAUCCAACGCGCCUGUAACACAGUCACCGUUACUCAACCGCGCACCGGCGCAAAUCAACGCUGAUAACAUGUUGCAUCUUACCAGAGAGUUAAUCGAUUUCGGCGAUCAGGGUAAAACUGUGCAAGCCACUGCUCCGUCUGAACAGUUGGUCCAAGCUCCUGCGGAAGGUCAGAAUCCAAGUGAAGAUGACACCGACGGAGAAACAAUGCCCAAGAUGUCCGAAGCGUUGCUGAAAAAGAGAGCAGAAAAAUUAGCUAAGAGACUUGAUUUGCGGCCAGUGUACGUAAAGAAAACAGAAAAAUGGAUUAAAGGAAAGGAAUUGGAAGAAAAGUACCCAACCGAGUACUCAGCAACCGAAGAAACAAAUUUCCGCGAAUGGAAUUAUAAAGCGAUCGACAAUUUAGAUAAAAACGGCAUGCAACUAUUCAACCGUGUCAUAGACGUCGAGAAAGCAGCCCAUCGUACAAGAAAUGACCUCGGUCUCGUGUAUAUUGAACUCGAACAGCGCAUUAUUUUGCAAAAGCGCAAAUUCAAAAAACAGAUACGUGAAGUUAAAGAAAGUUUCAGUGAAGUUUUCGCCGAGUACAAACGUGUAAUAGAACAACAUAUGAUUACGCAAGCGGUCCAAAUCAAUCGACUGAAAGAUCGAAACCGAGAAAUAAGUGGAUUAAUGAAAGAAUUGCACGAAGAAUUCCACAAAGUACAAACUACAUCUGACCAAGACAACAAAGAUGUGACCGGCAUUUACAAAAAGUUCGACGAGUUUGUAAAAGACUAUCGGGAAGAGAUGGAACAGAUUAGAGAAGAUGACCAGCAGCGAAUCCAACAGGAGGUGCAACGUCUCUUCGAUAUCGAAAAUCAGCAACGUCUCGAAGCUGAAGCGCAGCGACUACGUGCGCAACCAACUCAAAAUAAUGCGCGUAACGCGCCGCACCCGAUGCCGCAGGUUUCACCGAUUUUAACGCAACCCCCGCGAAAUGCGCCGCCAAAUCCAGGCGCGUCGACGCCCCAAAGAUCCAAUCUACACGAAGUGCUUCACCAACAGCAGCCGCAGCCACAGCCGCAGCAGCAAUUUUAUGGUCAGCCGCAGUUUCCGCCUCCGCAGGUGUUCAUGUAUCAGCAUGCGUACCCGUAUCCGCCGCCGCAGUUCCAGCCGCAGCCGCAACCGCAGCCGCAACCGCAGCCGCAGCCGCAAGCGACGCCGCAACCGCAGGAACGCAGGAAGCUAACGUGUAGAGAUCUCCGAUUUGACUUGAAAUUUGGCCAAAACACGAAGGUCAUAAAAUCAGGCAUAACGCAAGAUCAAAACCUGAAAUUCGGGAAAAACAACCAAUUUAAAGUCUUCCAGUACCUAAGAGAAUUCGAUAGUCAACUGGAAAGUUUCCAAGCAAGCGAGACGCAGUUCAUAAGUGUACUCAAAUCGGUCGUGAAUUGCCAAGAGCUUCCAUUCAUGGAAAUUUGGAAGGCAAACACCGCUGACAUUGGCGAGUAUUAUCAAUUCCGUCAAAGCUUUAUCGAGUACGCGUGGAGCCCUCAAAGACAGAGUGAUGCUCGAACUCAUUUUGCGAAGCUUGAAGUCACCGAAUCGUCUUCCACUGCCCACGUCUCCGAAGUACUAACGUGGAUGAGAAUUCUCAUGACAAGCAACACUCCCAAAGAAGAUAUUGCACGCUCAGUUUUCUAUAAACUUCAUUCAUCACUUAAAGCUCGAAUCACCGAAGUUGAACUCCAAGAUUUGGAAAAGAUGGAGCAACGACUCGAAGCGAUGACGCGCAUAGAAGAAUGGGUAGGAGGCGUCGAAGUUCAGGUUAAACCAAAAGCCCGAGCUUUGAACAACUACUCGGAAUUUAAGCGUUCCAAGAAGUACGACGACAGCAAAAAUUCAAAUUACGAGAGGAGUCGCCGAUACAAUAACUACGAGAAGAACGACCGUAGUAACGAUUACAAAAAUCGAAGAAGUAACGAUUUUGAAAAAAACAAGCGCACCGAGCAUCGCAAACCGUAUGAGAAACCGAAAUACGAAAAAGAAAAGCCGAAAGGUGAUCCGGAAAAGGAGGAGAAGAAGUUUGAAAAGAGUAAGCGUGAAGAAGAACCCAGAGAAAAACAAAAAGAAAGAACUGAAAGAUCAGAAAAGAAGAAAAACUACGAGAAACACAAAGUACAUGUAGUUACCGGUGAAGUUCAAAGCUCGUCGUCUGAUCAAGAAGCAGAUGACACCGAAGUUGAAUCCAGGGGUGAAAAAUUCGAUUCGUCGUCGGGAAACGAAGCCUAG